AUGACCCAAGCUUCAGCAGCUCGAUACUCUGAUUUCCGAUCACAACGCACCUUGAACCCCGAUGGUUACCAAGCCAACAUCUCUGCCUGGCGCCAGGCCCUCUCCGAUCUCGUCGCAAAAGGCAUGAUAUCCUACCGUGGAUCUAGUCCUGAUCAUUUUGUCCUCAAACUAGAUGAUUCACUGCUUCGCUCACUGGAGCACAAAGAGUUUGGCCAACCUUUGGCACUCGGCACCGUAGUGCGCGAAGCCACCGCGGGUCGAGACUUCAUACCUCUCAACGAUUUCGAGAAGUCCCAACAGAGUAUAUAUCAGCGCAGUUGGGCAGGUUUGCCAUGGAGUGUCAUGAGCUGGACAUUGCGGCAGCUGGGUGUCGUGGACCACGCGAGAGGUGACGACAAGUUACCUACUGGCCAAUAUGUUAUUGUCAAGAACAUGGAAACUGCUGCUAAAGAGUUGGGCGAUUUGAUGGCGGAUAAGGUGUCACGAUUCGACCGCGUAUUCAGCAGGGCACAAUUUCAAAAGGCCUUCUCUGCUACUCUUGUCAAAGACCAGCGGUUGACAGACAACGACUUAGAGGUGCUUUUGAAGUUUUUGUCGCGUGAUAAAGAGGUGAUUGAUUACGACGGGAACACGAUUAGGAUCAAAGGUUCCGGGGAGCAACAGGGCAUCACAAAGGAAGAUGCCGCCAUAGCAUCUCUUAAAGAGCUUACAGAAAGCCUCAAGCACCAAACCGACCUCCUUAAUACGCGAAUUGACGAGCUCUCGCAAACAGCCAAAGAUGCGGUCACCCGCAAGAACCGCGUUGCGGCCCUUGCAGCUCUCAAAUCCAAGAAGAUUGCAGAGUCGUCCUUGGCCACUCGAUACUCGACUCUCAAUCAGCUAGAGGAAGUUGCCGCCAAGCUGGAGCAGGCUGCCGAUAAUGUGCAGCUCGUCUACGUUAUGGAGGCCUCUUCUGGUGCGCUGGCAAGUCUCAACAAACAAGUUGGUGGUGCCGAUCGCGUCGAUGCAGUUAUGGAUCAGCUGCGCGAGCAGAUGAGUUCUACGGACGAGGUGAGUGCCAUUAUGGCCGAGUCAACCGGCCAAGUGGUCGACGAGGACAUGCUCGACGACGAGCUCGAGGCCAUGGAGGCACAGGAGCGCGAGGAAGAAGAGAAGAAGCAGAAGAUCAGAGAGGUUGAAGAGGAGAAAGAACGCGAGGAACGAGAGGCGGCCGAGGCACAAAGGAAACUCGACGAGUUGCCAUCUGUACCUGGUGAGACCGAAGAAAUCCGACAAAAGGAGCAGACGCCAACGGCCGAGACCGGGAUUGCGAACCUGGCGUUAUAG
Fusarium coffeatum is the source of this 1326-nucleotide messenger RNA. RefSeq lists its product as uncharacterized. Gene Ontology annotation, cellular component: cytoplasmic side of plasma membrane; multivesicular body; ESCRT III complex. Gene Ontology annotation, biological process: vesicle budding from membrane; late endosome to vacuole transport via multivesicular body sorting pathway. The transcript is spliced from 2 exons. NCBI's taxonomy places the organism in Eukaryota, Fungi, Ascomycota, Sordariomycetes, Hypocreales, Nectriaceae. Bases 1 to 1326 code for a protein of 441 amino acids. The record is from RefSeq and is a predicted model, not a curated record.